GAAAUUUAAACUAGUCAAACCUCAUAAGGGAUUUUACAGCUUCCAACUAAAUCAAGUUUCUCCUCAAGUAAUUUCGGAGAAACUCGAGUCUUAAAAUCUCUACUCAUCUUCGUCAAUCUUCGUCAAUGGUUCAAAGAGAUGAACCAUUCGUGAGUUAUCCUUAUCAUGGUGCGUUUCUUUUGAUUUUUCUCAUGUGCAGUGAGACCGCGAUGACGUACAAGGUAUCCACGAAAUAAUAAACAAAAGUCCAUGACCAUGAAUAUCGUGCUCGGGAUGCUUCUGAUCACCGUAGCCCUCGCUCUCGAUCAUCAUGACAACUACUCGUGGAAACGCAGAGAGGACAUCAAGGUCGCGGCCACGAGCCGACCGGUUUCAUCAAUUAAGGUUAAAGAAGCUCGUCCGCAGCGAUCUAGUAUACAUUCGACUCAUAGAUCGAGAUCGUCGAAUUCGUUUAAGGGCGACGUUCUACAAAAUUCACCGAGAAGAUUCGCGGUUGCCGAGGACGAGCAGCAGGAUCUCUGGAAUCUCGGUACCGUCAGGACGAGACAGGAUUUGACGCGCGAAAAUCGAGCCAUUGAGAGCACUCUGAAGAACGUGAUCGACAGACCAUCCUUGGGUAAGGUCGAAAAGUAUCAGUACUUUUCGAAUUUUCCGUACGGCAGUGACGAGACCGCCGACGUCAUAUUGGAGAAUGCGGAAUAUCCGCAGAAUACAGUGUUCUCCAAGGACGUUCAACAAGAUUUCCUGGAUCAUAACGCGAAAGAGGAGGAGGAGGAAAAAGAUUGGAGCGGGCAGGAUGUAUUCCAGAAAGACCCGCAAGACGAGGUGGAGGAAGAAACUAACGUUCAGGAAUUUCUGGACGAAAUUAGACAGAAGAAAUUGAAUGGAGAACUCGAAGAACUGUUGAACGGACAUCGCCAGGGCAGAAGAAGGAAACUCACCAGUCAGCAGCAAGGUGUUCUGCUGGUGGAAACGCUCAGGAAGAAGCGAAAUCACACCAAUGAUCAUCGAGGGCACGGUUCCAAUCUCCAGAGCGGCCUUAUGGAUAUGCUGGGCAGAAUGAUACCGCAGACGUGCAAGUAUAAAGGCACGAAAUUCGAGUGCGGCCUUAGUAUUAGCUGCGUUUUAGGCGGCGGUCGACCUGUCGACCUUUGUUCCGGAGGUUUAAUAUGGAGCUGCUGCGUGGACGAUGAUGAUAUACCUGAAAAGAUACGACCGACCGCCGGUCUACUACAGAAUGCCAGCUGCGGCGAGCUCUACACUAGGAGCAACAGGAUUGUCGGUGGCCACUCGUCCAGUUUCGGCAGCCAUCCGUGGCAGGUGAGGUCCUUCUCGUGCAGUUUCCUCCUCCUUGUCGCUGCUCGGCCACCAUAAAUAUCUCUCGCACGGCUCUCGCCGAGCGACACACUCUUCCUUUCCUCUGCAUUAUUCAUC
Molecule: messenger RNA, 1434 nt
Organism: Formica exsecta
Lineage: Eukaryota; Metazoa; Arthropoda; Insecta; Hymenoptera; Formicidae
Exons: 3
Coding region: 250-1374 (374 amino acids)
Source: RefSeq, a predicted model, not a curated record